AUGUUGAGCACCAAUGCUAUACGCAACAUUAUCGGGAUCGUUGGUAAUGUUAUUUCCUUCGGACUAUUCCUCUCGCCAGCGCCAACAUUCAUGAAAAUAUAUAAGAUGAAAGCUGUGGAGCAGUUCUCUCCAAUCCCGUACCUAACGAUACUUGUCAAUUGCAUGUUGUGGGUCUUCUACGGACUACCCAUAGUCAAACCCAACACUAUUCUCGUCUCCACCAUCAAUGGCGUGGGGGUUUUAAUAGUUAGCAGCUACCUCAUAAUUUUCUUCUACUUUUCGCCGAAGAAGAUGAGGAUAAAGGUGUUGAGAAUAUUGGCAGGGGAGUUGGUUUUCAUGACGAUGGUUAUUACUUUGGUGCUCUUAACACUGCACACGCAUGACUCGAGGUCUCUCAUUGUUGGAAUUAUCGCAAUCAUCUUCUGUAUCGGCAUGUAUGCCUCACCCCUCUCCGUCAUGAAGCUUGUAAUCAAGACAAAGAGUGUGGAAUACAUGCCAUUCUGGCUUUCCUUCACUGGCUUUCUCAAUGGAGUAUGUUGGACCUCAUAUGCACUCAUUAAAAUUGACAUAUUUUUAUUGAUACCAAAUGGAUUAGGAGCAAUCUUGGGCCUUCUCCAGCUAUUAUUGUAUGCAUUCUACUAUAAUCACAAUUCCAUUGAAGGGCAUGAAAACAAAGAGGAGAAUGUAGAAAUGGUUGUGUAG
Messenger RNA from Dendrobium catenatum, 702 nucleotides. Its product is annotated as bidirectional sugar transporter SWEET6b-like. Lineage: Eukaryota; Viridiplantae; Streptophyta; Magnoliopsida; Asparagales; Orchidaceae. The transcript has 5 exons. Gene Ontology annotation, cellular component: membrane. Gene Ontology annotation, molecular function: sugar transmembrane transporter activity. Bases 1 to 702 code for a protein of 233 amino acids. The record is from RefSeq and is a predicted model, not a curated record. Gene Ontology annotation, biological process: carbohydrate transport.